Acytostelium subglobosum LB1 is the source of this 1245-nucleotide messenger RNA. RefSeq lists its product as hypothetical. Lineage: Eukaryota; Evosea; Eumycetozoa; Acytosteliales; Acytosteliaceae. The annotation marks the transcript as partial. Gene Ontology annotation, molecular function: protein binding. Gene Ontology annotation, biological process: endoplasmic reticulum unfolded protein response. Gene Ontology annotation, cellular component: endoplasmic reticulum. The transcript is spliced from 2 exons. The record is from RefSeq and is a predicted model, not a curated record.
AUGGAGUCAGAAUAUAUUGACCUUGCACUUGACUAUUGGUACGUGUUGAUACCUACCAUUAUGUUGAUGGGAGUUGCCUCAUACUGCCUAUGCUCAGGAGGUUCAAACGUAUCUCCAAAGCCAAAGAAGAAGAAGACGACGACACAACAUGACCAACAACAACAACAACAAAAGACAUCAAACAAUAGCAUAAAGAAGAAUAGACAUGAUGAGCCAAAGGAUCAUCCAACAUCUCCAACUCUCUCAAACGUUCAUCAACAGUCUCCAUUAUUUGAAAAGUCAGUCAAAGCAAUGACUACCGCAGGCUCACCAAUAACAGCGAUCGCCAUCAGUCCAGAUGGACAGCAACUGGCGUACAGUUCCGAUCAGAGACACAUCAAGAUCGUCAACGUCGAGUCGAUGUUCACCACAAACCCAAAGUCGUAUAAUGUGCAACUACCCUUUGACUAUGCCAGAUUGAUUGCAUGGAGAAACAAACAACUCUACGCCACCCUCGAGGACAAACUCAUUUGCUACCGAUUGCUCGACCAAAAGAACACCGAUGGCAAGACCUAUGAGAAGCUAUGGGAUGUGCCUCUUCAACACAAGACUCCCAUAGUGACACUAUGCAGUGUAUCUAAUGGCAAUCAUAUGAUAUCAUGUGGUGAUGACACGACUGUUAAGAUAUGGGGAUUGAACAAUGGUGAAUCACUCAUGACGAUCAACACUGGACAGAUCAAACAAUAUAUGGCGGCAAUGUCUGGCAAUGGACGAUUCUUUGGCGUGGCAUCGUUCAACUCAGAAGUCAAGAUAUGGGAGGUGAUCAACAAGAAGGACGGCACAUUUGAAAAGUGUCAACGUGUGAUGUCCUUGACAGGCUACAGGACCAGCAUCUUUGGUCUGGCAUUCAAUCAAGAGGGCAACCGUGUUGUGUCCUGCUCCAAGGACGGCACGAUCAAGAUGUGGAAUCUUGAUGUCAGAUAUCAAGUGAGCGAAGAUCCAAAAUGUUUGUACACGCUGUCUUGCGAUCUGUCAUGUCCGCCAACAAUCAUCUCCUAUGCACCAGAUGGAGGUGUCUUUGUCGUAGGCAAUCAAGAUUUCCUACAAAUGCGUGAUGCCAACAAUGGAGCCAUCCUCGCCACCAUCUCCCGUGACCAUUCCAUCGCACUGAACAACAAUCUCUUAGCCUGGACACCCGACUCUCAUCGACUGAUCAUUGGAGAGGACACCCACUUCAUCAUCUAUCGCAAUCCAAAGCAUAACAAG